Messenger RNA from Puma concolor (puma), 1149 nucleotides. The record is from RefSeq and is a predicted model, not a curated record. NCBI's taxonomy places the organism in Eukaryota, Metazoa, Chordata, Mammalia, Carnivora, Felidae.
AUGGGGAGUGGAGAGCCUAAUCCUGCUGGCAAGAAAAAGAAGUACCUCAAGGCUGCCCUGUACGUGGGUGACUUGGACCCAGAUGUUACUGAGGACAUGUUAUAUAAAAAGUUCAGGCCUGCUGGCCCUCUGCGCUUCACCCGAAUCUGCCGUGACCCUGUGACCCGCAGCCCCCUGGGCUAUGGCUAUGUUAACUUCCGCUUUCCUGCAGAUGCUGAGUGGGCCCUGAAUACCAUGAAUUUUGAUUUGAUUAAUGGCAAACCUUUCCGCCUCAUGUGGUCUCAGCCAGAUGACCGCUUAAGAAAGUCUGGAGUUGGAAAUAUAUUCAUCAAAAACCUGGACAAAUCCAUAGAUAAUAGGGCCCUUUUUUAUUUAUUUUCUGCUUUUGGGAACAUUCUCUCCUGCAAAGUCGUAUGUGAUGACAAUGGCUCUAAGGGUUAUGCCUAUGUGCACUUUGACAGCCUGGCCGCUGCCAAUAGAGCCAUCUGGCAUAUGAAUGGGGUGCGGCUCAACAACCGCCAGGUGUAUGUUGGUAGAUUCAAAUUCCCAGAAGAGAGGGCAGCUGAAGUCAGAACCAAGGAUAGAGCAACUUUCACUAAUGUUUUUGUUAAAAACUUCGGAGAUGACAUGGAUGAUGAAAAACUGAAGGAAAUCUUUAGUGGAUAUGGGCCAACUGAGAGUGUUAAGGUAAUAAGAGAUGCUAGUGGGAAAUCUAAGGGCUUUGGAUUUGUGAGGUAUGAGACGCACGAGGCUGCCCAAAAGGCUGUGUUAGACCUGCAUGGAAAGUCCAUCAAUGGGAAAGUUCUGUACGUAGGGCGAGCACAGAAGAAAAUUGAACGAUUGGCUGAGUUAAGACGAAGAUUUGAACGGCUGAGAUUAAAAGAAAAAAGUCGGCCUCCGGGGGUGCCUAUCUAUAUUAAGAACCUGGAUGAGACCAUCGAUGAUGAAAAACUGAAGGAAGAAUUUUCUUCCUUUGGAUCAAUUAGCCGGGCCAAAGUGAUGGUGGAAGUAGGGCAAGGCAAAGGGUUUGGUGUUGUCUGCUUCUCCUCUUUUGAAGAUGCUACCAAAGCAGUGGAUGAGAUGAAUGGUCGCACAGUGGGCUCCAAGCCCCUGCAUGUCACCCUGGGCCAGGCCAGGCGCAGGUGGUGA